AUGAUUGCUGUCGAAUAAUUAUUUACUAAGCCUAUUCAAGAAAUUCAACGAGAAUAGCAAAAUCUCCAGAAAGAAAUUACUACUAAGAAUAAGGAAUUAAAGGAUCUCUUCAGCUCUAAAUAUCACGAACUCCUAAAUUGUGCUGAUCUACUUAAUGGCAUUAGUGAUUAUACUAAAUAGAUAAUGUAAAAUACAUUCUAAUAACAUACAUAGAACAAUUACAAAUAAAACAUAAUAAAACAUGAUGUAGAUUAAUGAAUCCAAUAACAAUAAUCCAAAAUUAUAAUAAUAAGAUCACAAAUGCAAAUCAUUUACAUAUUUUAUGAAAAAGGUUAAGUAAUCUAUGAAAAAUGGAUAUUGUUAUAAUUCUCAAAUAUCAUUAUUAUAUGCUUAGAAUAAAUAUUAAUUGAAUGAUUCUGAACGUUUGUAUCCCAUCAUUCUAUUAGAAUAAAUUGAGUAAGAAUGUAAUCUAAAUAAUGUAAUUGAUACACUCUUAAUUCAUUAAAAUAAUCUAUCUGUAUUCUUUAAUAAACUUAUUGAAUAUGGAAGUUUGAAUUGUAAUAAUUAUAAAGCUGUAAUUGCUAAAAUAGAUUAAAUUCAUUCAUUUGAUAAUUAUACUUAAUUAAUUCUUUUAAAAUAAAACUAUAUUCAAUUGACUAUUGAAUAAAUAUAUGAUAUACUAAUUAAUAAUCAAAUCCCAAUAUUUUAAAUAGAUAAUUAAUUAAUAGAGAAAUUUAAAUAAAAUAUAUUAUCAUAUACUAAAACAAUUGAAGUUUAAAUUUUAGAAAAACUAAUAUAGAAUAUUGUUUAAAAUGGUACAUUUAAUCAUGAACUUUAUUAAUCAAUUUAAAAAGAAUAAGGAUUUAUUCCAUAAGAAUUAAAAAAUAAAACUAUCAUAAUUUGGAAAGAUUGGUUUGAUUUAUCAUUAAAUAAUCAUUUUUAAUAAUUAUUUUAGAUUAUUGAGAAAGAAUAAAUCAAAUAAGAGAAAGAUUUUUUAGAAGUUUAUAAAGUUUAUCAAAAUAAAAUUAAAGAAAUAAAAGAUAUAUGUGAUUUAAUAGAGAAAUUACCACAUGAUGAAAUUGAAUAUAAACAUUAGUAAUGUAUUUAGGAUUGUUAAAAGAUGGUUAAGGAAUAUUCAUAAAUAUUAAAUAAUAUAUUUGAGUAAAAUAAAGAUUCAUUUCUCAUUUGUUUUUAUUAUAAUGUUUUAAUAUAUUAAUGGAAUGAAUAAUUAUAGAAAUAUCAAUUAGAUCUAUAUUGUGAAUAAAAUAAUUAAUGGGAUUUAAAAGAAAUAGAUUAAUUAUUAUUUUCCAUUUAUUAAUUAUAGAAAUAAGAAAUUAAGAGAGAAACAAUCUCAUAAAUAAUCAAACUUAUGUUAUAAAAAGUAGAUAUUAUAUUUUCAAUUGAAUACAGAAAUUUGGCUACUGCUAUUCAUCCAGAGAAGGCAUAAGAAUACUAUUAGAAUCUAUUUAAGACAGGAAAGUUUAAUAAUAAGUCAUUGAAGAGGACUUAAUUAAAUCUAGAAGGGAUAGAUUUAUCAUUAGAAUAACAUUUCCAUUAUUACACUAUUAUAUAGUAAUAAAAGUAGACUACAAAAGAUUAGAUAAAUGCUUGGACUUAAAAGGCAUAAGAAGUUUAAUAAAAAUAGUAAUAAGAACCUUAAUAAUAGACAAGAUUUGGUUUAAAUAUGUUUUGGAAGAAAUAAUGA
Messenger RNA from Paramecium pentaurelia, 1705 nucleotides. The record is from the annotation of a GenBank genome assembly. Lineage: Eukaryota; Ciliophora; Oligohymenophorea; Peniculida; Parameciidae.